CCAGAACUUGUGCCAGUAAAUCAUAUGAUGGAGGCUUUGCCACAAAUGGUCACCCAACACCUUCGCUGGAUAAUGCAGAAGGACCUUCUCGGACAGGACGUGUUUCUCAUUGGUCCUCCUGGUCCUCUGCGCCGUUCAAUUGCCAUGCAGUACCUGGAAUUAACAAAGCGAGAAGUAGAAUAUGUUGCCCUGUCCAGAGAUACUACUGAGACUGAUCUCAAACAGCGCAGAGAGAUCCGGUCUGGAACUGCCUUUUACAUCGACCAG
Molecule: messenger RNA, 267 nt
Organism: Sinocyclocheilus grahami
Lineage: Eukaryota; Metazoa; Chordata; Actinopteri; Cypriniformes; Cyprinidae
Product: von Willebrand factor A domain-containing protein 8-like
Exons: 3
Cellular component (GO): cytoplasm
Molecular function (GO): ATP binding; ATP hydrolysis activity
Source: RefSeq, a predicted model, not a curated record